Molecule: messenger RNA, 540 nt
Organism: Schistocerca piceifrons (Central American locust)
Lineage: Eukaryota; Metazoa; Arthropoda; Insecta; Orthoptera; Acrididae
Exons: 3
Coding region: 1-540 (179 amino acids)
Molecular function (GO): nucleic acid binding
Source: RefSeq, a predicted model, not a curated record
AUGGCGAUGAUACCAUCAGCACAAAUCCUCAACAUGUUGCCGGGCAAAAAGAUUUCUCGCCAUGUCUCUGUGGGUGUUGGCAAAUUUCCAGAUACAACAGCACAGUUUGCCCAUAUUCAUAUUGAUGCAGUAGGUCUGCUCCCCCCUUCAGAAGGACAACAUUACCUACUGACAGUAACAGACCGAUUCACACACUGGCCAGAAGCCAUUCUGACAGAUAACAUUUCUAUGAGACACUGGCCCCUCAAUUUGUGUCACAGACUAUUGCCCAUUUUGGUUGUCUGCUUCAUACGACCAUGGACAGAGGGCAGCACCGCCGUAAUGUGCCCUGAAUCACAAUGGACCUCCACAUUACCACUGCUUUUGCUCGGCCUACGCAACAUGUAUAAACUGUAUAUAGAAGGCUCACCGGCAGAGCUGGUGUAUGGAGAAGUCCUACGGCUUUCUGGUGAGUUCAUGGACCCGCACGCAAGGUCGUUGGAUGAUGUUAACGCACCGGUAUUUGUCGUCCAUCUCAGAGAAAGGCUGGCAGAGAUCUGA